UGCAUGCCCCUCACAGGCUGCUCUAUAGCAGUACCCUUUGUCUCCGUGACUCCCCAUGACUCACAAUCGGAGUUUCAUUUUGGCUGUAAGGGUCGUCAUAGGCCCCCCUACCCUCUUGCCUGCUAGUAGUGCUAGGUGGGGCUUGGGAGCAGAGCCCAGCCCACCUAGACAGUGACCAGGCCUUGUCUUACAGGCUGGGGGCCCGGUCUGUACACACUGCCACCCACCGUGGGCUACAUCAAGCAUGACUGUACCAGGGUGGCCAGCCCUGCCUACUCGCUAGCCCGGAGGCCCAGUGAAGUGCCUCCUCAGGUCUCCAGCCCAGGCCCCGUCUACUUCCUGGACCCCAAAGUCACGCGCUUUGGCCGUAGCUACACCCCUGCAUACUCCAUGCAGGGCCGUGGCAAGGCUCGGGCAGGUCUGGAGGUGACGCCAGGCCCUGGGGCCUACAGCCCGGAGAAGGUGCCCCCCUUACGCCAGCGGACACCCCCAGCUUUCACCCUGGGCCCCCGCCUCCACUUCAAGUCCCUGGGUCCCUCAGCCCCAGCCCCCAACGCCUACACCAUGCCCCCGCUGUGGGGCUCACAGACCCUCACCAAGCCCAGCAGCCCCAGCUACACGGUGGUGGGUCGCACACGCCCGGCACGGCCGCCACAGGAUCCUGCUGCCCUCCCAGGCCCCGGCCAGUACGACAGCCCUGACCCCAACACCUACCGCCAGCGCCAGCCGGCUUUUACCAUGCUGGGGCGGCCCCGCAGCCCACGCCCCUUAGAGGAGACGCCCGGUCCUGGCACCCACAGUCCCGAGCUGGUCACUGUGAACAGAGCCCGGGCCCCAGCCUACACCAUGGGUGUCCGCCACUCACAGAGGGCCACCACCUUGGCAGCGGCCAGCACACCCUGAAGGCCU
Molecule: messenger RNA, 909 nt
Organism: Ochotona princeps (American pika)
Lineage: Eukaryota; Metazoa; Chordata; Mammalia; Lagomorpha; Ochotonidae
Gene: CIMAP1D
Product: CIMAP1 family member D
Exons: 3
Coding region: 391-903 (170 amino acids)
Cellular component (GO): cytoskeleton; cytoplasmic microtubule
Source: RefSeq, a predicted model, not a curated record